Molecule: messenger RNA, 626 nt
Organism: Bactrocera dorsalis (oriental fruit fly)
Lineage: Eukaryota; Metazoa; Arthropoda; Insecta; Diptera; Tephritidae
Product: neuropeptide F
Exons: 4
Coding region: 104-388 (94 amino acids)
Source: RefSeq, a predicted model, not a curated record
AAAGGAGCAGCAACCAGCGCAGCUUAUUAGUAGCCAAAGCGAGUGGCAGCGUUAAACGUUUGAUAAUUGGUGCGCAUUCCGUUAGAAGUCAUUACGUCCUACAAUGUCCUCAGUUCUACGCUUCGCUGUGAUUGUGAUUGUCGCCUUAGCACUGCUGACAGCACACACCGCAACAGCCAACAACUCCCGUCCGCCACGCAACAAUGACAUCAGCAACAUGGCCGACGCACUCAAAUAUUUGCAGGACCUCGACACAUAUUAUGGAGAUCGAGCACGAGCCAGGUUCGGUAAACGCGCGCCGUUAUUAUGGUUUUUGCGCCAACAUUUACUCGAAAAUCCCGACGUGGUUCGAGCCAUUGAAAAUCCUGCCGCUGACGAACCUUUUUAAGGCCAACACUAACGCAUAUAUAGUCACAUAUUUAAACGGCAUUGAACAUAUGGAUUCUGAGUACCCAUGCAAAGGAUUCCGUGAUGAUUAUUUUAAAAACACUGCAUCAGAAAUUAGACUUAAAACUAUUUAAAAUGCAAUAUGUGACCCAUAAUGGAGACUAGUUUCCGUCAAAUUAAUGAGUUUUUGUACAGUAUUAAUAAAAUUGCAAGUUUCAAGUAUUGCCUGCUUAAAAUAC